AGCUCCUCCGCGAUCGCGAAUCUCGUCUUGGAAGUGGUCCGAAUGGUGCAGUUCGUGUUUGUAGUCAUCCAUGGUUCUCUCCUGACUGGGCUCUAACUCAAAAAUCCUUAGGUCUUUUGGACUCAACAGAUCUGUCUUUGGUCGAUUGGUCUUGGACAAAUAUUAGGGCCUGCCGUGCCCCCUUCCAACCACGACUGACUAGUGAAACAGACACAUCUUACUUUCAGCUGGAGUCGGAUGAAGGUGAUCAGCAUUAUCGACCAACAAAUUCUCCCUCUUCAAAUAAAUUGGAAGAUCAAUUACCUGUUUCAGACAAUACAGAUAUGCGCGAUCAUUCUGCCCCUCUCAGAGAUGCUGAACACUUCCUCACGAAGUUUCCUGGCGUUCAGUCGGCUUUUGCAGGUUUUUCCUUCUCUUCACCUUAUCCGAGUCAUCUCUCCCUCCUCAGUGGACUUCACGUCGCCCCACAUAAUUUUACUCUCUCGCUGAACGCUGGUACCUCAUGCCCCCCUUUGGUGAAUGGAAUCACCACCAGCGACUCCUCCGGACCGUCCCACCCUUCGCGUCGUAAACCCGAUCUGCCAUCGCAAGCUACCCCCCUUCCUCCUCCGCUGCAUCCCGAGCAGUCAGAACAACCAGUAUUGGAUGAUCCAGUCUUCUGUAAAUCCCAGUUGACGCGAGUCCAGUCUCAGCUUGAUGAUGCCCUCCUUAUGGUUGAGUUACAUUCCAGUGAGGUGGUUAAUUUAACUCAACAGUUGGAGAAAUCUGAAACACUACGGCGUGAAUUAGAGUCUCAGCUGGCUCAACACGAGGCAUCCCAUCGCAUAACGAUGGAAGAAGCAGAGCGACGAGCAGAGACUGUUCAAAUGGAGGUCCAAACCAGCUUGGCGCGUCUAGAGGCGGAGCUUGCCGAAUGGAAGGCUAUAGCUCAAUCGAAACAAAUAGUUCGUGAUUUGCAACAGGAUACUGGUAGCACUACCCUGGCAUUUACGACUGCCCAGUUGUCAAUUCGUUCUGUCGAAGUUGUGGACAGCGUGUCUGCUUCGGAAAUGUUCGCCUCCAUGUCUUGUGCAACUCCCUCUAUCCUCGAGUUAAACAGAGAGUCUCAAACACCCAUCACCACAACGGAUACCGCACCAUCACCGGACCAUGUGGCUCAUUCUACAUUGUCUUCACCGGGCCUCGUUCACUUGAAUUCCCACUCGGAUCGUGUAGAACAGUUGGCGAGACGAGCGCACCGUGCUGAAGUGCUUGCACGGGAGGCCGCUGACAUGCUGGAAGCGGAACAACACUUCUGCCGGCUCUACAAAGAAACGUCUGCUGAGAAAUCGGAUCAGCUGAAAGAGUUGACACGUGAGCUGGCCGAGACUCGGGAGUUGCUCAGCGCCAGUCAAAAGGAUAGUCGGCGUUAUUAUGAGGAAUGUGAGGCUGCUCGUCGAGCUCUGGACGAAGAACAACUCCGCAGUCGCCGACACCGAGAAGCUGCUCGAGCUGCUGAUGAGCGCUCGAUUUCUGCCUCUCAACGCGCUGCACUUGCUCGCCGAGAGGCCGCGAAUCUUCGAGAUUCCUUGGAAUUAAUGAAACAAGCAUACGAGACAGAGAAAGCCAAGUGCUCUGCUGCUGUCAACAAACUCACAGAGCUCCAGACUUCGAUGCAAUCGGACGCGGGAAGUCAGGUCAUGUCCGGAAGCAAUACUGGGGCUCUGGAGCUUAUGUACAUAGCUAGCGCUGCCCAGUCAAAAGACACCAGCGGGACAUUCUAUCUUGGCAACGCCGCAACUCGACACAAAUUGGCUCUCAUCUUGGGGAACAGGCAACAGCAACAGAUGAGCAAUCAGGCGAGGGAAAUUAAGCGGCUUUUGAAUGAGAUCAAGCGUUUAAAUGCGGAGCUCGCGAUGUCCAAACGUGAGAAUCUCAACCUACAGGCCGCUCUGGCAGCAGCUGACCGCGUUGUUGACGAAGCGCAUUUUCAGAGGCUGCAACACAGCCGUGAAAAUAGUGAUGAUUUGAUCAUGAUGGAUGUACAGCGUGCAAUGCCCUCAUCUUUUGUACAAGCGCGAAGUCGCUCCGGUUUGUUUGGCCUCGGGAAGACCCAGGUUCGGUCGGCAGAUAGUGGUAUGGUCUUGAGCCGCUGUUCGUCUACCUCCAAAUCGCUAAUUGGCGCGGAACGUGAAGAUGCACUUGCUUCAUCUUCUUCCGAAGCGUCAACCUCGCGAGCUACACUGCCCCGACAAAAUUCUACUGGCGAACCCUUUUCUUUCAUCGGGUCUCGAACUGUUAUGCAAACAGAAGCAGCGCCCAGGAUCCCCAGCCCCUUGUCACCGGACUGGGGUGACUUCACCUUGGCUGGGGUAUUGGAGUAUGGCAGACGACAGCCGAGACGGAAGAAGCUCUUUUGGUCACCGCGUGUUGUGAAGCUAACAUCGGCACAUUUGACCGUAUGGAAUUACACCCCAGACACAAUCGGCAUCCUUGACUCUGGCCCCAGGCAUUCCUCGAUGAAUCGAGCUGGCCACGCCCCUACCUCCGGUACAGUUCCUCCCGCCCUACUCGAAGUGCCACUGCGUGCACUUUAUCAUGUUCGCCAACUCGAUCAGUCGGACGCGAUCCAUGAGCACCCCGAACAGUUGGCAACUAUCUUCAAUAUCGCUUACGAUCGAUUCUUCUCGGACGACUCUCCAUCCAAUUACGUGACAAUGAGCGGUGUAGUGGGUGUUGGUGGUCAACAACAUUCGCUGACCCUACCGCGUAAACUCAGUUUCGGAUCAUCGGCACAUUUCACGACAGUCCACAACCCCCACCCACCGUUGACUGACAAGCACCCUCAGUGCUCGGGGGACUCCAUCAACAUGAGGCGUUCGGUAGUUGGGUCAAGCCACGGGCACCUCGAUACCAUUACGUCAAACAAUUCGACCAGCCGUGCUCCGUCAUCCAAAGCCCAAUCAAUCUCCAUCUCACCGCACGUAAUCCUUGUACGUGGGCACAAGUUGCAUCAUAUUCGAUUUCCACGCAUGGCUGUUUGUGAUCUCUGCCGCAAAGCAUGUUGGCAGUUGGUAUCCCCACCACCAGCGUUCCAGUGCAUACUUUGCCAGCUCAAAUUCCAUGCCACUCAUUUGAACACUCAAGAUUAUGCAAUACCUGCUUGCGGCAAAGCUAUUGUGUCGCUCGUGUUCCGCUGCGCCUCCAGUACGGAGCGGGAGAAGUGGGUCAGGUGUAUUCGGGCGGCCAUGCAAUUCACCAAAAUGAACUCACCCGCCGCCAACCCUACCACUGCCACUUCAUCCGCGGAUUAUCAUUCUUCAACUGCACAUCGCUGUCUUCCACUUGAUUCCGAUCCAGCAGCCACUACUCAUGAAAUGUUUGCUUUUGCACGCGCCCCCUCUGUUGCUGCUGCUGAAGUCCCGGUUCCUUCUUAUUCGCCGGUUUUUCCUCUGGACGAUAUGUUGCAUAAUGGCGAUCACUCAGACCAUUCAGAACGUCUGUCCGACGAGUCAAGCGCAAGGACUGUCGCUGAGUGCCAACUUGAAUCUGCUUCCAGUACAGCGGAUUCGGGGGCAAUGGCAACCGCCGAUCAUUGCGCCAUGAAUGGUAAUCAUCGCUUUGAUCACAAUGGUGGCAAUCAUGGGAGCUAAUCAGCGACGAACGGCCGUGCCUGUUAGCCCGGGUUCGACCUCUUCCCUGUACCACAGCUGGAUUGUGUACAUGUAUGCGGGACGAUGCUGGACCUCAUUCACUCAAUCAUCGAUCUCAACGCGGUUUUCUCUUUUCCCUUCCGGUUUGAAUACCAAAACCGUUUGUACAGCACUUGCGUUGAGGCUUGUCUAAUCCUUUCCGUACUCUUCUCAACUUCUUACGCAAAAUUGUUUGGUGCUCACUUCUCCCUGUCUUCCAACCUAUUUUAGGUUUGCAUCCGUGAUAAUUCUAGCAUCUUUGUCGGUGACAUACCCCGUUCUAACCAUGAACAUCACACUACACAGCCCCGAUUGUUCUUCCAUUUUUGAGCCUUGACUUUGAUCCGCAUAGUCGCUUUUCAUCGCGGUUGCGGUGUCGCUCCACUCUCACUGGUGCUCUUAGCCUCCAUAGGUCUUAGUGCUUUCAGUGUUUUGGACCAACCAUCUUCCAACGCCUACUUUCCCUUGCAUUUAUUGUCACCUUCAUUCGCAACAUUGCACACCUAUAGAGCGAUCCAUGAUUUUCUUGUUUGCCCAUCAUUUCAUUGGUUUAUACCUCAUUGACUUCAUUUUCUCUGCUGUGCUCACACGGAACUUUAACAUGGUUUUGUUGCUUGAAAUGACGGAUUGUCCUUCCCCUGUUCCUUCUUUUGUGGUAGGCAUCACGCGUCGUUCGGUUGUUUGUCAUGUUUUUUGUUCUUCCUUACUUGAUAUUUGUGCCCCGAAGGCUACCACACAUUCUACUUUCAGGACCGUGCCGUCUAUGUUGUCCGACUGCAUACACUGAACUACUGUUCUCUCGCAGCAUCGUCUAUUCUUCCAUGUAUAUUAUUGGGUUGUGUUCGUAGAACCUGUACCAACAUGCAUCCGCGCAAUACGAGCAGUUUGCACGUGCAACUCGCUCUGGAAUUGCCCACUAUCAACACUUUCUACACAAACACCCACAACUUUUUACUGAUGAUGUCACUCCGACCGAUGUUGGACGUCCAAUUCAACGGUCACAUU
Messenger RNA from Dicrocoelium dendriticum, 4676 nucleotides. The record is from the annotation of a GenBank genome assembly. Lineage: Eukaryota; Metazoa; Platyhelminthes; Trematoda; Plagiorchiida; Dicrocoeliidae.